UUUUGUUAUUCAAUUUUACUCUUCUCAAUUCUCUAGUGCGUAAUUGGAAGAAAGCUAAUUCGAGUGUGUGUGUGCAGUGUCUUUCAGGGAUGCAUUUCAAGGACCUUGCUAAACUAUUCAACAUCAGUAAUUUUUUUGUCUAUUUGUGUCUUCUCGUCUUCUCAAUUCUCCUCUCCCUGCGUGUUGACAAUGUUCUGAGCUGGCACUAUGCUGUUGUGUUCCUGCCGCUGUGGCUAUGGGAUGCUGUCCUGGGAGUAAGUGUGUCUUUGGGGGUGGGCUGCUGGGUCAAGAGAAAGGAUGCACGGUACGGUCGAGAGCAUCAGCAUCACCUCGUAGCCAUGCUCCAGACGUCAAUGCUCCAUCUCCCACUUUUUAUUACAGAGGUGCUCGUAGUGGUGAAUGCUGAGUCCGCAGAGCCUGCCUCCUGGACGGCUAUCUUUAUUCCAAUGUACAUUCUCUCUUUCCUCUCUGUGGCUGCAUGCAUCCUGGGUUGCUGCAUUAAACACUGUAACAUUGAGUUUGAGCUACUGAGUAUUGCAAGCUUUCUACAACUUCUAUUCAUCGGUUUGAGACUAGACAAAAUCACCAGUUGGACAUGGGCAGUGGUCCUAGUGCCUAGUUGGGUGACUCUGGUUCUGUUGGUUGUGGGUCUGGUGGUGUACGGGGUAAUCAAGUAUUGUGCUGCCCUCACUGAGGAGAACCCUGAAACUGUACGAUUGGCCAAACCACUCACUCUCCUCCUCCUCACCACACUCACCCUCGCUACCAUCUGUGUCAUUGUGUUUAUGGCUCUGUUGAGUGCACGUCUGGAUGACCUCGUAUCGACAUCCUACUCUGCCCUCUUUGUGCCCCUCCACCUCUCCCUCCUCCUACUGCUGACCACCACCUGCUCAAGAGAUCCAGCCAACCCCUGGUGGCUAGGACUUGGCAAGAACUUCACAGAGUUUAUUCUCGACACUAUACCGUUCGUACAAGAGUAUGCUAACAUCUCUCAUCACCGUGGUUACAGUGACAAUGACGACGAUGUACAGCCGACAGAGAUGGAGCCUGGUCACUAUGACGACCUGUUGAGCGUUGAUGAACCAAUCAGAACUAUUAGAGUCCGGACUAGACAGUUAGCUGGUAGCUCUAAGAAAAGCACCCCCCCUGCAGUGCCAAACACUAUACCCGAUGAUGUAUACCCUUUCGAGAGUCUCUAUGAACCUGACUAAUCGUGUUAUUACAAUUAUGACAUAAAAUGUAAUAGUGCCAUAAUUAGAAUAAAACAUGUACAUGUAUAAAUUAUAUAUACAACAUUAUUAUGUUCACAUACUAAUGAGGAAGAAAGUUUACGCAACUGU
Messenger RNA from Halichondria panicea, 1340 nucleotides. Its product is annotated as transmembrane protein 185B-like. The coding region runs from base 90 to 1211 and encodes 373 amino acids. NCBI's taxonomy places the organism in Eukaryota, Metazoa, Porifera, Demospongiae, Suberitida, Halichondriidae. The record is from RefSeq and is a predicted model, not a curated record. The transcript is spliced from 6 exons.